AGAAAAAAUUUGUCAAAAAUUUAAGAUGAGUGUUGCCAAUUGUUUAGUGAACUCAAGGGGCUCAAAGAAAACUAUAUUUCUUCUGCUUUCUGCUGGAUCAGUACUUCUGUUAAUAUUGACAGUACAUUCAUUCGGAGGAUGGCCAAAGCCGAAAGUGUUUAGCACCUGGAGCGUUUAUCCUCUUGGCAAUAAGCGAAACCUAAGGGAAAAAGUGGAACCUGUUCGCCAUAGUAAUAAAACGACUUUCACGCCUAGAAUUAUGCUCGCAAAUUCGCCUGUAAGUUUAACACAAAAAAUUGCUACGCAAUCGACGAAAACAAAUUCCGAAAAAAAUGAAAUGAAAGGUGUCAGGAAAGAUUACAAUAAAGAGCGCGCACGGUUGUACCAUGUGUUGAACGCAAGAUCGCCAGUAAAGCAAGUAAAGUGCAGUGCUCUGAUACAAGACGACGCCGAUGAACAAAGGCGGGUACGUGAUCUCAUGUUGAAUAGACCCCGAAUUUCUCUGUCUGGUCAGGAUUACAUCAAGCUUACGAGUGACUGCACACAUUUCAAGCUCUUUAGGGGCUACAUAACAGAUCACCUAAGCACAGAGGAAAUGAACUUCCCCAUCGCCUUUAGCAUUAUCAUGUACAAAGACAUUGAACAAACGGAGAGGUUGCUCAGAGCCAUUUACCAGCCUCAGAAUUACUACUGUAUCCACGUGGACGGAAAGUCAGAGGACUCCAUUAAAAACGGGAUGAAAGCCGUGGCGAAGUGUUUUGACAACGUAUUUCUUGUGGAGAAACCAGUUGCUGUAGUGUGGGGAAAAUUUACGGUCCUAGAAGCGGAACUUCUCUGCAUGAAGGAAUUAUGGGCGUACCAAAAAUGGAAAUACUUCAUAAAUCUGACGGGACAGGAAUUUCCUUUGAAGACCAACUUUGAGCUUGUGAAAAUUCUAAAGGCUUAUAAUGGUUCCAACAAUCUAGAAGGCACGCGGGAAAGUGCAAACAAGGAUCGCUGGAUCCAGGCGGGACCGCCGCCCCACGGCAUCAUACCUACGAAGGGUUCCGUUCACAUCGCAGCCUCUAGGGGAUUUGUUGGCUUUCUCCUGAAAAACCAGAUUGCCCUGGAUUUUCUCGAAUGGGUAAAGAAGACGUCAAUACCCGAUGAAACAUUCUUCUCCACAUUAAACCACAAUCCUCAUCUCGGUGUCCCAGGGUCUUACAAAGGUCGCCCAGAAACCGACCUGACUUCCUACCACUUUCUGACCCGCUACAAAAUUUGGGAUGGUGGCAUGUUCAGCAGGCCGUGUAAGGGUAAAUAUCACAACAGCAUUUGUAUUUUUGGCACAGAUGAUUUACCCAGUCUCACUUUACAGCCACAUCUGUUCGCCAAUAAAUUCCACUGGGACUUUCAGCCGUACGCAUGGGAUUGUCUGGAGGAAUGGCACUUUAACAAAACACGGGACGGUUUUCUCCACAAAACAGACUUCGACGUAUCUUACUACAAAACCUUGAGCUUUGUAAAAAACAAAGUUAUAUGAGAAGAAAUACCUGUAUUCUAGAUAAGCUAUUUUGAAAACAAGGUCCCUCGCCUGAACUUUUUAAAAGUGUAUCCCAUGACAUUGUUUGAGUGUGUCUGUACAUUAACUGUGAAAACAAUACAGUAUUUUAAGUGAUUCUAAACCAUUACCGUCUA
This is a messenger RNA of Liolophura sinensis, 1677 nucleotides long. RefSeq names its product beta-1,3-galactosyl-O-glycosyl-glycoprotein beta-1,6-N-acetylglucosaminyltransferase-like. Lineage: Eukaryota; Metazoa; Mollusca; Polyplacophora; Chitonida; Chitonidae. The transcript is spliced from 3 exons. Gene Ontology annotation, cellular component: membrane. Gene Ontology annotation, molecular function: acetylglucosaminyltransferase activity. The coding region runs from base 26 to 1522 and encodes 498 amino acids. The record is from RefSeq and is a predicted model, not a curated record.